Molecule: messenger RNA, 673 nt
Organism: Stegodyphus dumicola
Lineage: Eukaryota; Metazoa; Arthropoda; Arachnida; Araneae; Eresidae
Gene: ATPsynC
Product: ATP synthase, subunit C
Biological process (GO): proton motive force-driven ATP synthesis; proton transmembrane transport
Molecular function (GO): proton transmembrane transporter activity
Source: RefSeq, a predicted model, not a curated record
ACACCUACUUUGCCUUACUUGACCUUCUCGUAUCGAGCAUUCCGGAAGCGUGCUGCGUCUUCGGUACUUGUAGAAAUUUUUCAUUAAGGAGUUAUUUUAACUUUAAUUACAUCUGAAAAUGUAUGCUGUUGCAACUCCUUUCAUUAGAGCUAUGAUGACCUCAGCUGUUCGGUCAUCUGCUAGGCCUUUAAGUGCAGCGGUCACUACCAUUCGAGCUCCUGAGGAGCCAUUUCGUACAUCACAACCUAAGGUCUUGCCCCGUGUUACCCUCUCUUCAUCACUGAUAUCUCAAUUUUCUCGUGGUAUCCAUACUAGUGCUGUACAGAAAGAUAUUGAUUCUGCAGCCAAAUUCAUUGGAGCUGGAGCAGCUACAGUGGGUGUUGCGGGUUCUGGAGCCGGUAUUGGAUCAGUAUUCGGCAGCCUUAUCAUUGGAUAUGCUAGGAAUCCAUCUUUGAAGCAGCAACUUUUUUCAUAUGCUAUCUUAGGUUUUGCCCUGUCUGAAGCCAUGGGUCUGUUUUGCUUGAUGAUGGCAUUCUUGUUGUUAUUUGCUUUUUAAUUUUCAAUAUUAUGUAGAUAAAUCAUUGAUUUGUACCAUUACUAGCGUCCUAAAUGGUAAUUAAAAAAUUGUCUAGAUCAGUAUGUAAUUGGCAAAAUAAAUUCACUCUUAAUAUAC